CCGCCCGCGCGCCGCCCGCUCGCAGCCACUCGCUGCCUGGGCUCAGUCGCAGCCCCUCGGAGUCCGGAGCCGGCCGCCCCUACGGACCGGACAGUGCGGCCGGCGCCCGGGACGGAGCCCCCGGCCCGCGAGGAGGGCGCGGCGCAGGCGGCGGCGGUGCGGCGGGGAGGAGCCCGGGCCGGAACCAGGGCUGGGCCGGGGGCGGGGACGCCGGGGUCCCGGAGCCCCGGAGCCGGAGCGAGCGAACCUGCGUCGCGGGAGGACCGGGAAGGAGGAGCACCGCCGGAGCGAGCCGAGCUGCCCACAAAGUGCGAUGCCCCGGCGGGGCUAGGGCGCGCGGCGGCCGGCGCGGCGCGGAGGGAGGACGCCUGGGAGCUGCGCGGCGCCGGGCGGCGCGGAGGGGCAGUCCCAGCGGGCGGCGGCGGGCCCGGGCUGCGACCCGAGCGAGCCCCAUGCCCCGCGCGGGCUGACGGGCCGGACAGGUCCCGCUAGAGCGACAUGAUGGUGGAAUCCGCCUCGGAGACAAUCAGGUCGGCUCCGUCUGGUCAGAACGGCGUGGGCAGCAUCUCGGGGCAGGCAGAUGGCGGCGGUGGCGGCAGCAGCGUCGGGCCCGGGGCUGCGGGCACUGCUGGAGGCGGUGCGGUUAGGGACCCAGCGGCAGGCGCCGACAGCAAUGGCGAGAUGAGUCCCGCUGAGUUGCUACACUUCCAGCAGCAACAGGCUCUCCAGGUGGCCAGGCAGUUCCUGCUGCAGCAGGCCUCGGGCCUGAGCUCCCCUGGCAACAGUGACAGCAAGCAGUCGGCCUCCACCGUGCAGGUGCCUGUGUCGGUGGCCAUGAUGUCGCCCCAGAUGCUCACCCCCCAGCAGAUGCAGCAGAUCCUGUCACCCCCACAGCUGCAGGCCUUGCUCCAGCAGCAGCAAGCACUCAUGCUCCAGCAGCUGCAGGAGUAUUACAAGAAGCAGCAAGAGCAACUCCACUUACAGCUUCUCACCCAACAGCAGGCUGGCAAGCAGCAACCCAAAGAGGCCCUGGGGAACAAGCAGCUGGCCUUCCAGCAGCAGCUCCUGCAGAUGCAGCAUCUGCAGCAGCAGCGAGUGCUCGGCCUGCAGAGACCCGCGCUGGUGAGCCUGCCGCCUGCGCCCCCGCCGCCAGACCUGCCGCCGCUCUGGAAGGGCGAGGCCCCCGGGCAGCCCCCCGACGACGGCGUCAAGCAGGAGGGCCUGGACCUCGCCGGCGCGGCCGCCUCCGCUACCUCGUUCACCGCCGCCCCCAAAGUCUCGCCGCCCCUGUCCCACCACGCCCUGCCCAACGGACAGCCCACUGUGCCCACGCCUCGGAGAGACAGCUCCUCCCACGAGGAGACGCCCAGCUCCCACCCGCUCUAUGGACACGGCGAGUGCAAGUGGCCAGGCUGUGAGACCCUGUGUGAAGACCUGGGCCAGUUUAUCAAACACCUCAACACAGAGCACGCCCUGGACGACCGGAGCACAGCCCAGUGCCGCGUGCAGAUGCAGGUGGUGCAGCAGCUGGAGAUCCAGCUUGCCAAGGAGAGCGAGCGGCUGCAGGCGAUGAUGGCCCAUCUGCACAUGCGGCCUUCUGAGCCCAAGCCUUUCAGCCAGCCAGUGACCGUCUCCACGGCAGACUCGUUCCCAGAUGGUCUUGUGCACCCCCCCACCUCGGCUGCCGCCCCUGUCACCCCUCUACGGCCCCCUGGCCUUGGCUCUGCCUCCCUGCAUAGCGGGGGUCCCGCCCGCCGGAGGAGCAGCGACAAGUUCUGCUCCCCCAUCUCCUCAGAGCUGGCCCAGAAUCAUGAGUUCUACAAGAAUGCUGACGUCAGGCCCCCCUUCACCUAUGCCUCCCUCAUCCGCCAGGCCAUUCUGGAAACGCCUGACAGGCAGCUGACCCUGAAUGAGAUCUAUAACUGGUUCACCCGAAUGUUCGCCUAUUUCCGGAGAAACACUGCCACCUGGAAGAAUGCCGUGCGGCACAACCUCAGCCUGCACAAGUGCUUUGUGCGUGUGGAGAACGUCAAGGGCGCCGUGUGGACCGUGGACGAGCGGGAGUAUCAGAAGCGGAGACCACCAAAGAUGACAGGGAGCCCCACCCUGGUGAAGAACAUGAUCUCGGGCCUCAGUUACGGAGCACUUAAUGCCAGCUACCAGGCCGCCCUGGCCGAGAGCAGCUUUCCCCUCCUCAACAGCCCUGGCAUGCUGAACCCCGGCUCUGCCAGCAGCCUCCUGCCCCUCAGCCAUGAUGAUGUGGGCGCCCCCGUGGAGCCGCUGCCCAGCAACGGCAACAGCAGCCCCCCUCGCCUCUCCCCACCCCAGUACAGCCACCAGGUGCAAGUAAAAGAGGAGCCGGCUGAGGCAGAGGAAGACAGGCGGCCGGGCCCUCCCCUGGGCACCCCCAACCCCAGCACCACGGGGCCUCCAGAAGACAGGGACCUGGAGGAGGAGCUGCCAGGAGAGGAACUGUCCUAAGGGCCUCUGGUGGCAGGCAGGGCAGGGGUGAGACCCCUCCCUCCUGGAACCCAGGCCCCACGUGCCCCCCGCUCCACAGCCCCGCCCCAACCUCAAGGCACUUCCAGGACUCAGAUUGGGGGGCUGGGCCAGCAACUCCCAAUGUGACCUGACUGACAGACGCUCGGGGGCAGGGACGGUCCCGCCCCUGAGGGGACACAAUCCCUGGUCUGGGACCAAGGCCGAGGACCUGGAGGGCCCAGACCCUUCCUCAGACCCGCCCCUACCCCUGAAUGCCGCCUCCCCCAACCACCAGCAGCAGCAGGGCCCUCCUCCCCCACCAGCUCUCCCCUUCAGGGCCCCUCAGCACCAUGGAGACCCGCAGGCGGGGCCAGCCACCCUUCUCAAACCCGAGGCCCCUCAGUGCUCCUGCUCGCACCGGCUGUGGCCGUCUUUUCUGGCCGGAGGCCCCUCACCUCCCUGAUCUGUGCUCCCUUCCACAUUCUUGACCGUACUGUGAAGAGAUAACUCUCCACCCCCAGCUCCUGCCCCCGCGUGCCCCAGCCCAGGUUAGGGAGCUUAAGUUUCAGGACAUCCCCAGGAGAAACCGGCCCUCUCAGCUGUGUCCACUCAAAAGCCACAGCUGGGAUGGGACAAUUGUGUGCACUGUGGGGGUGUGGGUAGCAGAGCCACUUGGCUUCAGCCCCUCCCCCCAGACCUGUGACCCAACCCAGGCUGAACUGGGCCUCCACCCCUGUGUGCUGGGUGCUUGUCGGCUGCUCCCACACUAGGGAGCGAGGCAGAGGCCCAGUGCCCUCUGUGAGGUCUGUGCCAGGUGGGCUUCCGGAGUGGAGCCAUUGUAGGGGGGUCGGGCUGCUCUUGAGGCUGGAGUUGGGGCAAGGUGCCAGGACCACCCGGAAGCAUCCUGCCUCUGUCACAGAGGAAAGGCCAGCCUGAAACCAGCUCCAGGGGUGGGUGGGAUUGACAUGGCUGCUGUGACCCAACAGGUUGCCCUGCCCCAGCCUGCAGGUCCCCUCACCCUCCCUCAGCACCUCUUCCCUGUUCUCCUCAACCCUCCUCCCCCAGUUAAACCAAUGACCAAAGACCUUUCUUAUGCCGGAAGCAAAAACCAAAACUUUUUGUUGGCUUUUUCCUUUGUCGCCUCCCAUUCCCCCCUGCUCUUCCCACCUCCCACCCCGGCCCUAGGCUGGAAGCCUUCCCUUCACUUAAGUUAUUGUUUUAAACCAAAGUUUACAGUGUCUGUUGGUGGCCAAGACCCCCCGCUCCACCCUUCCUCCAUCGGACUCUGAGGACCCUGAGACUCAGAAGAGGCUGGGGCCCUACUCACCUGUCCACUCUUGCCCAGCCUGGGGGAAGGGAGGAGGUGGGCCCUGAGGGGUUCUUGUCCCCUCAGGCAGAGGGCCUGGGAGCCCUAGUCCCAACCCUGGGCUGCUUCCUGGGGGGCUCUCCAGACCCCUCUCUAGAACCAAGUACCCCAUCACGCUGGGAGUGUGGAUUCCAGCAAAAGAGCUGGAAAAAGGACUCCACAGACCCCCUAUGGGGGACCCCCAACUUGGGCCGAGGACUGGGUGUGUUUGAUGUCCAUGGUACCCAGGCCAGGCCCCUUUGCUGAGAAGAUUCCUUGGACUGUUCCCCAAGAAACCCCCACAUACACCCCUUCACAAGCCACCCCUCCCCUAUAUACUCCUACCUGUGUUCUGUUUGACCAGCACAGAAAUAUUAAACGUCCUCUAUUCACUGGG
Molecule: messenger RNA, 4223 nt
Organism: Manis pentadactyla (Chinese pangolin)
Lineage: Eukaryota; Metazoa; Chordata; Mammalia; Pholidota; Manidae
Gene: FOXP4
Product: forkhead box P4
Exons: 17
Coding region: 499-2481 (660 amino acids)
Biological process (GO): regulation of transcription by RNA polymerase II
Cellular component (GO): nucleus
Molecular function (GO): DNA-binding transcription repressor activity, RNA polymerase II-specific; RNA polymerase II cis-regulatory region sequence-specific DNA binding
Source: RefSeq, a predicted model, not a curated record